Molecule: messenger RNA, 1655 nt
Organism: Motacilla alba alba
Lineage: Eukaryota; Metazoa; Chordata; Aves; Passeriformes; Motacillidae
Gene: RSRC1
Product: arginine and serine rich coiled-coil 1
Exons: 11
Coding region: 407-1390 (327 amino acids)
Biological process (GO): alternative mRNA splicing, via spliceosome
Cellular component (GO): nucleus; cytoplasm
Source: RefSeq, a predicted model, not a curated record
GGUGGAUUGGCGCUGCCUGCCCGCCGCCCCGGAAGGCGCUGGGCUCGAACCGGGGCCCGGCGGCUCCGCCAGGUGCUCCCCGGUGCAUCAGGAGCUGCUGCCCCGGUGAAUUUCCCUGCGCUCCAGGCGCUCUCCGGUGCAUCAGGAGGCGCUGCCCCGGUGAAUUUCCCUUCAGGUGCUCUCCGGUGUAUCAGGAGGGGCUGCCCCGGUGAAUUUCCCUGUGCUCCAGGCGCUCUCCGGUGGGUCAGCAGGGGCUGCCCCGGUGAGUUUCCCGUUGCUGUGCUCCAGGCGCUCUCCGGUGGGUCAGCAGGAGCUGCCCCGCGCAGGGCAGCCAGCAGCCCGUGUCACAGCCCGUGUCGCAGCCCGUGUCACAGCUGGGCGUGUCUGCGUUCCGUGCAGGUCGGAGAUGGGCCGGCGCUCCUCGGACACGGAGGAGGAGGGCAGGAGCAGGAGGAAGAAGAAGCACCGCCGACGCUCCUCCUCCAGCAGCUCCUCGGACAGCCGCGCCUACAGCCGCAAGAAGUCGGGCCGGAAAUCCAGGUCCCGGUCGCGCUCUCGGGAUCUCCCGUCCUGGUCCCAUUCCUAUGAGAAAAGGCGCAGACACAGAUCCAGCAGCAGCUCUUCCUACGGCUCCAGGAGGAAGCGCAGCCGCUCCCGGGGCAGAGGCAAAUCCUACAGGUCCCAAAGGUCCAGGUCAAAGAGCAGGACCAGGAGGUCGCGGUCGCGGGGCCGGCAGCGCUCCUACAGCCGCAGCAGCGAGAGGUCCGGCCACAGGAGAACCCCCGGCGGCUCCCGGGAGCGCCGCAAGGCCAAGGACAGGGACAAGGGCAAGGACAAGGACAAGGGCAAAGCGAAGGAGAAGGAGAUCCACGGCGCCAAGGCUGGGGACUCUGCAAACAUCAAAGCUGGAUUAGAACAUCUGACUCCUGCUGAACAGGCCAAAGCCAGGCUGCAGCUGGUGCUGGAGGCAGCUGCCAAAGCAGACGAAGCGUUGAAGGCCAAGGAGAGAAGUGAAGAAGAAGCCAAGAGAAGAAAGGAAGAAGACCAAGCCACCCUCCUGGACCAGGUGAAGCGAGUGAAGGAGAUCGAAGCCAUCGAGAGCGACGCCUUCGUCCCACAGACCUUCAGGUCCAGCAAAGAAGUCAAAAAGUCAGCAGAACCUCCUGAAGCCCAACAGGAGCCUGUGAAUGUGGGAGCAGGAGCCACUGAGGCAGCUGCUGCUGAGAAGGAGCCUCCAGCUGCCAGCAUCCCCACUGCCAUCAAGUACCAGGAUGACAACUCCUUAGCACAUCCAAACCUGUUCAUGGAGAAGGCAGAGGCUGAGGAGAAGUGGUUCCAGAGGCUGGUGGCUCUGCGCCAGGAGAGGCUGAUGGGGAGCCCCGUGGCCUGACAGCUCCAGCACCAUCCCAGGCCCUUCCACACCUUGGAACUCCCACACUCAGCUCUUCUUUUUCUCUCUAUGAGGAGAUUUGAGUGAGCUGGGCAGGCAGGGAGGGUUUCACCUGGAUAACCAGGAAUCCUCUGUCCUGCUCCACCUGGAGAAUCAAGAAUGUCCUGCCCUGCUUCACCUGGAUAACUGGGAAUGUCCUGCCCUGCUCCACCUGGAUAACCGGGAAUGUUCUCUCCUGGUUCCCCUGAAUAACCAGGAAUGUUCU